UAUGCUUAAUUAUUCUAUAUAUUUCAACCCAAGUAUUCUUGAAAAGUUAUGUAUAGACGUUGUAGUUGUUCAUCCCCUCUCAGUAUUAGAUAAUUACGAAAGAAUAUUAAAUCUACCUAAAAAUUCAUCAGUUUUUAUGGAUAAUGCUAUCGUUCAAUUCAUUCCUACCGGAAAAGAUAGCAAUCAACAGGGUUUAAUGGCAAUUUUCCCAAUCUGUACACUACCAUCGGCAUUCUUACCGUUUGGUCUUAAUAUUACAAACUAUCUUGAAGCUUUCGUUGAUUUACUUAUAAAGUUAAAUAUUAAAAGUUAUGCAAUAAUUAUUGAUGAUACAAAGGAAGGAGAUUGUAUUCAAAUGGAAUUUAAUAAGAUACUUAUAAGAAAGGAUUGGUUAUUUGAUCAAUCAAAAUAUGUUAAAUUGGACCCUUUUAUAGAAAAUUCACCCAGUUCGAAAUUUCAAAGCAAAGAAGCGUUAAAAGAUUUAAUUAAUAGUUCUUUCGAAAUUAUCAUUUUCCUGUCUAAUUCGAAUAUUUUAGAGAUUAAAGACUACAGCAAAAGAUGGUUAAUAGGCUAUAAUCUAUUAUUCGGUUCUUCACAUCUUUACGAAUAUGUUAGAUAUGGUAAAAAUGAUUAUUUAAAUGAAUCACAUGACUCGGAAACUGAACUAAUAAUUUUACUUCCUUGGAAAAAGAUUCUAUCAAAGGAGUUGAAUUUUAAAUAUGACUUUGAAAUAUUGCCAAGACAUUGGACAACAUUCUAUAAUGAUCAAUUAUCUUAUAAUAAAGAUAUUGAAUCUAUUAGAUUGCAUAUGUCUGAAAAUGUUAAACAAUUGGAUUUUAUAUUGGCCCCAUUUUUCUUUUCGAAUGGAAUAGAAGAGAAUUUUGUACUAUCUAAACCAAUAUUUCAUACUUGUCUUGCUAUGCUGGUUAAAGAUGGAUUAUAUCUUUCCUCACUUAUUCAAUCUAUUCAUAUGUUACCCUAUAAAGAUCUUUUAAUUUUUGGAUCACUUGCCAUAAUGUUUUUUACCCUUAGUCUACACUUAUCUAAAUGCGUAGCAGCAUCCGCUCAUAAGUCGAUUUGGGACGGAAAAAUUUGGGAUUUACCUAUAAAUGUUACCCUUCGAUGCGGUGCACUGAUGCUGAGUAUUCGUUAUAAAAAUGAGGCAAUCAUUUAUGAGAAUGUGACAUUUGGGAAAGUAGCAUCGAAUUUCUUAGAAGAUCGUUAUACGGUUAAAAAUGGUAAAGUUCCGGUUCUUCUACAUACUUUAGAAGCUUUAAGAUAUUUGGCCAAAGACUUUAAAGGCAAUUGUAUGGGUAGAGUUGUAAGGAUUGAUUAUCCUAAAAGACCUAUUUCGUUUGCUUUUAGGAAAGGUCAUCCUUUUAGAGCGAAAUUUGACGAUGCUAUACUAAUUAAGCGGAAGAGUAUUGAUAAGAUCAUUCGGAAAUGGAUACCUCCCGUAUGCGAAAAUACUUUAGAGGAUGAUAGCCGAAUUGUUGAUUCUAUACCUUCAAAUGGUGAAAAACUCACUAAUCUAAUCCUAUUAGAUGUUAUUAAAAUUAAUAUUCGUCUUAAGAAAGAACAUUUGGAGAGGAAAAUUUUGAAAAGAUCUUUACAUUGUUUUCCAUCACUGUUCUCAUUGGGGAAUCAAAUGGAACCGGAAGAACCUCAAGAAGAACAAUUUGUAGAAGUGGAAGCUAAUAUAAAAACGCUAACUAUCUCUAAACAUUAUGAUGGAUAUACAGGUACUAGCCGUAUACUAACGCUUGAGGAUGAUCCAUUCCGAAAAGAAGAAUUGAAUGGAUUAGAGAAUUCAAAGAACGAGAGAAAGAAGCGUAAAAGAGAAAAGAGUCCUUUAAAUAUGACCGAUACUGACAGCCAACAGGAGACUCUUCCACAAGAUUAA
Dimorphilus gyrociliatus is the source of this 1903-nucleotide messenger RNA. Lineage: Eukaryota; Metazoa; Annelida; Polychaeta; Dinophilidae. The record is from the annotation of a GenBank genome assembly.